This is a messenger RNA of Terrapene triunguis (Three-toed box turtle), 1264 nucleotides long. It is a transcript of the gene DHRS7, whose product is annotated as dehydrogenase/reductase 7. Gene Ontology annotation, molecular function: oxidoreductase activity. The coding region runs from base 61 to 1068 and encodes 335 amino acids. The record is from RefSeq and is a predicted model, not a curated record. Lineage: Eukaryota; Metazoa; Chordata; Testudines; Emydidae. The transcript is spliced from 7 exons.
UCUGGCCCAUCUUAAAUCCCCGGGGCUGAGCGGGCCCCGCCAGUGCGCUGCGCUCCGGCCAUGGAGUGGGCUGCGCUCCUCCUGCUCCCGCUGGCGCUCUGCGCGCUGCUCUACCUGCUGGGCCGCUGGCUGCUCGGCCUGGACGGCGACCUCACCCUGCUGUGGGCGGAGUGGCGGGGCAAGAGACCAGAAAAUGAACUGCCUGACAAGGUCGUCUGGGUGACAGGAGCCUCAAGUGGAAUUGGAGAAGAGUUAGCUUACCAGCUAGCAAAGAUAGGGGCUCUAGUUGUGCUUUCCGCAAGAAGAGAGAAUGAAUUGGAAAGGGUGAAACAGAAGUGUCUUGAGAUCUCCAGCUUGAGCAGUAAAGAUAUCCUUGUUUUGCCCCUUGAUUUGACUGAUAGAAGCUCCCAUGAAGCUGCAACUAAAACCAUUCUUCAGCACUUUGGCAGAAUUGACGUUUUGGUGAACAAUGGUGGACGUUCCCAGCGUUCCCUGUUUGUGGAUACGAAGGUGGAAGUCUAUGCUGCCAUAAUGGAACUUAAUUACCUGGGUACAGUCUCCUUAACUAAACAUGUCCUGAAUCACAUGGUCCAAAGGGAGAAAGGGAAGAUUGUAACUAUGAGCAGUGUAAUGGGCAUCAUGGGAGCCCCCCUUGCCACGGGAUAUUGUGCCAGCAAGCAUGCCCUCCAGGGUUUCUUUAAUUCUCUUCGGCCUGAACUUGGUGAAUACCCGGAGAUAAUCAUUACCACCAUCUGUCCAGGACCUGUCCAAUCCAAAAUUAUACACAAUGUCUUUACUGAAGAACUCUCAAAGACACUAGAUAACACCGGUGAUCAGUCCCACAAAAUGCCAACUGAUCGCUGCGUUCGGCUUACAUUGGUCAGCAUGGUAAAUGAUCUGAAAGAAGCCUGGAUCAGUGAUCACCCAUAUCUAGCAGUCUGCUACCUUUGGCAAUAUGCACCCACCUGGGCAUGGUGGCUUAUGAACAAGAUGGGCAAAAUAAGAAUACAAAACUUCAAGAGAGGAGUGGAUGCUGAUAUCUCCUACUCUCAAAAGAAGAAAGCUUGAAGAGAAACCUGCACAAAACCCCACUAAAGCAAAGUAGUAGCUGUAGCAGGAGGCGUGUUCUGUCCUCUAUUAAUCUUUGCAAGUUAAGGCCUUUAUUUUUUUAAUUCCUUACUUUUUUGCUAUCAUGUAACCUGACAAAUGCAACUUAAUGUGAUUGUAAGAACAUUUCUUGAAUAAAAGCAUGUCUCUAAACAUA